Molecule: messenger RNA, 1159 nt
Organism: Drosophila guanche
Lineage: Eukaryota; Metazoa; Arthropoda; Insecta; Diptera; Drosophilidae
Gene: Rab19
Product: ras-related protein Rab-43
Exons: 4
Coding region: 122-781 (219 amino acids)
Biological process (GO): protein secretion; regulation of exocytosis
Molecular function (GO): GTPase activity; GTP binding
Source: RefSeq, a predicted model, not a curated record
CAUCCCAUCACCACUAACAAGUGCAUUUAUUCAAUCUUUGUUUUCAUUUUCCAUUGGCAAAGAAAAACUACCAGAAACUCACUCCAUAGCCAGCCAGAACACACGACAUUGGACAGAUAUAAUGACGGCGCGUAACCCACAGACUUUGAUGGCACUGCCCAACGAGGAGAACUUUGACUUCCUGUUCAAAAUCGUCCUGAUCGGUGACUGUGGUACGGGGAAAACCUGCAUAGUGGACAGGUUCAAGACGGGCAACUACAUAGAGCGACAUGGCAAUACAAUUGGCGUAGACUUUUCCAUGAAGACCAUAGCCGUGGAAGCAAAACAAAUUAAGCUACAAAUUUGGGACACGGCUGGCCAGGAAAGGUUUCGCACCAUUACGCAGAGCUAUUAUCGCUCGGCCAACGGUGUCUUAAUUGUUUAUGACAUCACAAAGAGGUCUUCCUUUUCCAAUCUGCAAAAGUGGAUCGAGGAGGUGCGCAGAUACACGGCAUCGAAUGUUCUGAUCAUAUUGAUUGGCAACAAGUGCGACAUGGAAACGGAGCGCGAGGUGGACUUUGAAGAGGCGCGCCAAAUGUGUCAAUAUAUACCUGAAAUUUUGUUUGUGAUGGAAACGUCCGCCAAGGAGAAUAUGAAUGUUGAGGAUGCCUUCCGCUGUCUGGCCACCGAACUGAAGCGCCAGCACGAUGCCAACAAUGUGGAGGCUGUGGACGAGAACACCAUCACACUGGGCCAGGGCAAACCCCUCAAGAGUUGCAGCAGCUCCUGUAAUCUCACUUAGACUUGCACCAUUUUGAUAUUGUUUUAUUAUUUUGCUUUUUACGUUUUGUGAUCAAACUGUUCGUGUGGCUAUAUAUUUAUAUUUUAGUUUGCUAAUAUUUAAACCUAAACCUAAAACUGUUUUUUGUACGCGUUACUUACCGGCGCUGCUGCCUGCCAGUAAGCCUUUUUUAAUUUAUGUGCUACCUUUUACACAACCAUGUAUUUAUUUUAGACGAUAGAGUACAAAUCAAUCUCACACAUCAACAAACAAACAAACGAGCGAGCAAAUCGCGACACAACAAUGUCAAUUAGAAGGCAAUGUUCGACGAGGAAACGUCCAGUUCUGUAUUCAAUUGAAUACGAAACAAUUUCGAAAUAAAACUCGUUUAUUUUGUAA